Megalops cyprinoides (Indo-Pacific tarpon) is the source of this 246-nucleotide messenger RNA. RefSeq names its product cortexin-2-like. The transcript has a single exon. The coding region runs from base 1 to 246 and encodes 81 amino acids. The record is from RefSeq and is a predicted model, not a curated record. NCBI's taxonomy places the organism in Eukaryota, Metazoa, Chordata, Actinopteri, Elopiformes, Megalopidae.
AUGUGUAGCAUUCACUUCAACCACUCCCUCGCUGCUAUGAACAGUAACGAAAUCCUGGCUCACUCCCUGACCCUGGAGCAAAAGACUGCAUUUGCGUUUGUGGGCAUGCUGCUGGUGUUCCUGGGCCUCCUCAUCAUACGAUGCUUCAGGAUCCUCCUGGACCCUUACAGCAGCAUGCCCUCCUCCACCUGGGCAGACGGGGUGGAGGGGCUGGAGAAAGGUACCUUUGAGUAUGCCCUUACCUAA